GAAACCUGAGAUCUUGCAGUUCAUCAGACAGCUUCAGCAAAGUGAUGCCGCCAAGAAAAAAAAGGCGACCUACAACGGGAGAUGAUCUGACAGCUAAAAAAAGUAGACACGAUGGCGUGUACAGAAAAUAUGAUUCUACCAGAAUAAGGUCAGAAGAUGAUAUGUUUUCAAGUAAAAGGUGUUUAGAAUGGUUCUAUGAAUAUGCAGGGACAGAUGACGUUGUGGGUCCUGAAGGAAUGGAGAAGUUCUGUGAGGACAUAGGGGUUGAGCCAGAAAACGUAGCCAUGCUUGUGUUGGCUUGGAAAUUGGAUGCUCAGAAUAUGGGCUAUUUUACACUGCAAGAAUGGCUAAAAGGAAUGACAUCCUUGCAAUGUUUUUCUUCUUCAAAGUUAAAACUUCAAAGUUUUAAUACUUUGAAUUUCCUGCUUUCCUUUUUGAACAAUUCAUUUCAGUCUCGCGUUUUGAAUAACUGCUAUUUUUGUUUUAAGUAGCAAUCUAAGUACAAAGUUAUCAACAAGGACCAAUGGUGCAAUGUUCUGGAAUUCAGCCGAUCCAUUAAUCUUGACCUCAGCAAUUAUGACGAAGACGGAGCAUGGCCAGUGUUGCUGGAUGAAUUUGUGGAGUGGUAUAAAGAGAAACAAAUGACAUAGGAAUUUUAACUAUGCACAGCUGCUCAAGAGCCUUUGUACUACAGUUAAUGUCAACCAUUAGCCAUAAACUUCUCUUUGUAUAUAAAGCGCAUGAGGCUUUUCCUGCACUGUAUCCCAUUUUCAGGGAUUUUUUGGGGGGGUGUUUGCUGUUUAACAGGCCAGCUCUGCUUGCUGUGUACCAUUGUUCUCUCCGGAAGGCUGCUUUGCAUUUUGUCUCUACACUACAGAUGGUGAAUUUGCCAGCAUCCUCACUGUGACUAAUGUGAAUAUUGAUGUCUAAACUUUGUAUAUGUGUAUAAAAAAAAAAAAGCUUCAUCUAGGAAUGAUUUCAGCAGGAAAGGUAUUAUAAAAAAUAAUUUUGUCACAUUCAGGUAACCAUGUAACUUAAUUUUUAAUUGGUCUCGGGCAUAGCACUUCAGGGAAAGGGAUGUGGGAGGAGGAGUUUGCCUAGGUGGAACUAUUGCUGGUUUAGUAAUAGUUGUUUUAGGAUGCCAGUUUUUGAAGAAAAAUCUUGCAGAAUGGUUUCCUUGCCAGUUGCCCAACUUCAUUUUUAUUUAAUAAGCAAUUAUUGGCUACCGUUUUAAUUGAAGCUCUUAAAGAACUUGUUACAGCUUGAACAGAGUUGUACAUGCCAUUUUCCCUUUGGCGAUGAUGCUGAUGUCCUUAUAGUCAGAUGCUGUAAUUUGCAAAGAGGUUCAGGUUAAUCGAAUUAAACAUCUGAUUAAAAAGGGUUUUAGACUUGUAAACGUGGCAUAUUCUUUUAUUUUACUAUUAUUGUUCCCAGAGUGUUUUGAUGAUCUGGAUAAAGACAGAAUGAAGUCUUGUUUCAAAACACAGCCUAAAUGUAUGAAUAUAUUUUCAGAGACUGGAAUCAAAGCUUAGCCUGAAAAUUCGGCAUGGCUGCAUUUAUGUUCCAGGGAUUGAAUUUCCUGGCAAAAUGCCAAUUACAAGCAACAUCUACUUUAAUCAAGCAGCAUCACUAUUUAUUUGGGAUCAUUUUAUCUGUUUGGACUGGAAAGUUCAAAGAAGUAGAUGAAUGAAGUAACUUCCUGUGUCACCUUUUCAUCAGUCUUCAUAAUACAGUUCAAUGUACAUUUCUUUUUUU
This is a messenger RNA of Thamnophis sirtalis, 1755 nucleotides long. Lineage: Eukaryota; Metazoa; Chordata; Lepidosauria; Squamata; Natricidae. The record is from RefSeq and is a predicted model, not a curated record.